This is a messenger RNA of Cryphonectria parasitica EP155, 760 nucleotides long. RefSeq lists its product as uncharacterized. Lineage: Eukaryota; Fungi; Ascomycota; Sordariomycetes; Diaporthales; Cryphonectriaceae. Bases 500 to 736 code for a protein of 78 amino acids. The record is from RefSeq and is a predicted model, not a curated record. The transcript has a single exon.
GGGCAGGCAGGCUUUCGACACCAAAACGGAGUUACGGCGGGCGGGGUUGGGGAUUCUCACUGCUUUGUCUCAUCUUCAUCACCAUCAUGAACAACUUAUAAAUUCGACAUACACAUCAGGUAUCUCGGCAUACAUUUCUUCGUCGCCACGGGCGCUCGAGUCAAUGGCAGCCCAUGCUGGUCGCCCUUCCGAUCGUCCGCUGGCACAUGGAGUUUCUUUCACGCACGAGCAACGAUUUCCCUCUCGCGACACCGCAAAGUGGCCCUGAGCCUCGUAUGCUACCCAGUUUAUCCAUUUAUAAUUACGAAUCUUUUCUGGGCCAGUCCGUGGUCUCUUAGGUACCAAUGGAACCCUGAGCCUUCCAACUCUCGAUCUCUCUUGCCCCUGGUCAAACCCCAGCUGUGGGCCUCUUAAUAAGCUUCGGAUUGAAAUCAUUCUCUUUGGUUGAUCAAAAGAUCAUGGGAGCUCUAUAGAUUAUCUUGGCUAGUUCUUGUGUUUCAUGAUGUGCUGGGCAAAACUUGCUUUGAUAGUGCAGGUACUGGUUGAUGCAUACUUUUAUGCUGCAGGUCGAGGGACGAAAACUUGCCUCGUUCUUGUGCAUGAGCAUGAUCUGAUGGAUGGGGGAGGACUAGAUGUGAACAGAACCCGAGGGAGGCGAUAUGAGAUAGCUGGAAAGUCUGACAGGCCAUCAACCAUGGGAGGCAGGCUGGUAUGGCUGAGCUCUGAAAGACGGUAAUUAAUAUAUAUACCUACCACUUUC